Messenger RNA from Drosophila albomicans, 883 nucleotides. RefSeq lists its product as uncharacterized. Bases 121 to 726 code for a protein of 201 amino acids. The record is from RefSeq and is a predicted model, not a curated record. NCBI's taxonomy places the organism in Eukaryota, Metazoa, Arthropoda, Insecta, Diptera, Drosophilidae. The transcript is spliced from 2 exons.
GACGCUUUUGUCAUCGUUGCUGACUGGGAGGAGUCGAUGUCAUUUUGUGUUACAGUUACAGUUCAGGUGCUUCGUUUGGCUAGCAAAGGCAAAGGCAACAAACAAAUCAGGUGAACAAGGAUGACAGGUGUGUGGCAGAUGAGCAAGCAGUUGCUGCUUUGGAUGAUGGGCCAGCCGGAGGAGACGCAGUGCAAAUACGAUUGGCUGGACGAUGAGGAGAACGAUAUGGAGGAGGAAUCAUCGGGCAUUGGCACAGUGAUUGCCAUCUGCAUGGCGCUGGUGGGAUUGGGAUUCGGUGCCUACCUCAUACCCAGUCCGCUGACCCAAGGCACUCGACCCAAUCGUCGCCUGGUUGUUGUCGAGGAGCGAGAACAGCAACAGCAACAGCUACAGCAACAACAGUUGACACGGGAACGCGAACGUCGCGCAGAGGUAAAGUUAAGAGGAGCAGCGUCUGAUCCUUUUGACAACUGGCAAGAUGUGCUGUUGCCACAUGGCGAGGAAUUCUCGUGGCUACUGCAAGCACAGCAGCACAAUCUGCGCUGCGUCUGCAGCGAUCGCCAGCAGCUGUUGCAGUUGCAACAACAAUUGCUGGUCAGCCUGCAGCUUCAGCAGCCAGCGGAUAUAUUCUACGAUUUUCCCAGCAGCGAUGAAAGUCACGAGGAGGACUUCAAGGAUUUGAAUGACCCCAGCCAAAUUGAUUUGGCUGCAGCUGUGCAACAUUAGAUGCUUUUUUUUGUUAGCCGCCAAACAAUGUUGCAUUCUCCCAAAAUUUACAGUCAAAGCUCUCCAAUAUUUCCAAGCAAAUAAAACACAGAGAGAAACGCGCAACAGUUGUUCAAAAUGUCGAAUAAAACGAGAGCCAAGCAUUAAUUAUUACGAA